Messenger RNA from Sitodiplosis mosellana (orange wheat blossom midge), 2028 nucleotides. RefSeq lists its product as uncharacterized. Gene Ontology annotation, biological process: cytoplasmic translational initiation. Gene Ontology annotation, molecular function: RNA helicase activity; translation initiation factor activity; ATP binding. The record is from RefSeq and is a predicted model, not a curated record. The coding region runs from base 1 to 2028 and encodes 675 amino acids. NCBI's taxonomy places the organism in Eukaryota, Metazoa, Arthropoda, Insecta, Diptera, Cecidomyiidae. Gene Ontology annotation, cellular component: cytoplasmic stress granule. The transcript has 4 exons.
AUGAAGGAAGAUUGUAAGAAAACACAAGACGUUGAACUCACCGAAGAUGUCACGUUUCGGGAUAUGAUGCUGAAGCAGCAAGUGCUUGCCGGUCUCACAAAAUGCAAUUUCAUCAAACCAUCGCCCAUCCAAAUGCGCGCCAUUCCCAUUGGACGGUGUGGCCUAGAUUUAAUCAUCCAAUCGAAGUCGGGCACAGGAAAGACUUUGGUCUUCUGCACAAUUAUCCUCGAACGAUACGAUCCGCAAAUCAAAACUCCACAAUCGCUAAUUGUGGUGCCAACACGUGAGAUUGCAUUGCAAGUUGAGAGCUACUUAAGUUCCAUCGGAUCCAGUUACUCUGGAUUCAGUGUGGCGAGUGUAAUUGGUGGCCGUGACAUUGUCGAAGACCGAAAACGAAUCAGUAAAUGUAAAGCGAUUGUUGGAACGCCCGGUCGAAUAUUGCAUUUGAUCAAAAAUAACUAUGUCUGUCUGCAGAACAUUCAAACAUUUGUGCUGGAUGAAGCCGAUAAAUUGGUGUCUGACGAUUUUUACGGUGAUAUCAAUAAGUUUUUGAAUGCACUGAACAAAAAUCGACAAAUUAUUGCAUCGAGUGCAACGUACGCCGACGAUUUGGACAAAUUGAUUGUGUCGUUUAUGCAUAAUCCGAUUGCGGUGUCCACAUCACGUGAUACAGCCGUACUGAUUGGCGUCAAACAGUUCAUUCUGCCCGUUACAGAGUUUGCAUUGCCGAGCACAGUGCAGAAUUCAACGGCUUCCAUUCAGGCCAUGCGGCGCAAAGUCGCUGCAGUCGAGUAUAUCCUUAGCACAACAUCAUUUAAGCAAUGCAUUCUAUUCUCAAAUUCACAACUUCGCGCCAAUAGCUAUGCCAACUAUUUGACCCAGAUGGAAUGGACCGUUGAAUUGGUGAUCGGAUCACAUGAUCAAGAGACCCGUACAGCAACAUUGCAAAAGUUUCGACAGUACAAAUCUCGAAUACUCAUCACAAGCGAUCUGAUGGCACGCGGUGUCGACAUUGUAAAUGUCAAUUUGGUGAUAAAUCUGGAUGUGCCCGGUGAUAGUUCAACGUAUUUACAUCGUAUUGGACGAUGUGGCCGCUUUGGCCGUCGUGGAUUGGCCAUCACUUUGGCCAGUGAUGACGCUGAAAUGGAAAAAUUUCGAAAAUUGCUCGGUAUCAUCGGUGGCAGUAAAAUGAAAGUGGCCACAUUUCCGACUACUUUGAAUGGCGGUGCCAAUUUUGAUGCAUGGAAUUCCACCGAUGAAUCACAACCAGAUGAUUCAUACGUAUUUGGCGCAAUCGAUGAGGAAAAGCCAAUUGAGGCUAAACAAGCAGUUAAUGAGGAACUGCACAAUGGACAAGAGAAGCAAACGUCGAAACAUGAAGCGGAAAAAGAUACAAUCGAAAGUAAAAAUUUAAAUCUACUCGAAGUGGCCCGGCUGCUAAUUGAUACGGAUUCCACACCAAAUGACCUGUUUUCGAGUUAUCAAAAUAGCACUGACAAUACACCAAUGCCUGAUGUCACCAUUUCAACAGAUAUCUUCGACGACUUUGCCCAGUUCCAAUGCAAUGGAAAUGCUGAACAACAAGAUGAUCAAGGUGUUGGAGUUGUGGAAAAAGAUGAACAUGAAGCCAAAGAAGAGCGAUUUGAAUCUGUUCAGGAGAAGAAAGAGAUUUCAUUUGAUGAAAUGCUAACUACGAUCUUAAAACAGAAAAAUUAUCCAGGAGAUGAUCAUGAACACGGAAAUUCAUUUGGAGAUCAACAACAGGAGAACACACUUGAUGAUCAUCUACCACCAAAUGUAGCUGACAAAGAGGAAAUGCCGAAGAGUACGGGUUUACUACCUGUGAAAAAAUCCAACCAUGAAAGUAAUACGAACAGAAAAAGUCGCAAAAAUGCCAAACAACAUGAGAAUGCACAGGCAAAUCGGUCCGAAUUACCGAUGCCAAAUGAUUUCUGGAUUCAGACAUAUUGGAACCAAUUGCGUGAUAUCAAUAAAUACGUAGCACAUUCAAACCGUCGAUAUAAGUAG